Messenger RNA from Daucus carota subsp. sativus, 2139 nucleotides. Its product is annotated as ankyrin repeat-containing protein ITN1. NCBI's taxonomy places the organism in Eukaryota, Viridiplantae, Streptophyta, Magnoliopsida, Apiales, Apiaceae. Gene Ontology annotation, cellular component: membrane. The coding region runs from base 121 to 2103 and encodes 660 amino acids. The record is from RefSeq and is a predicted model, not a curated record. Gene Ontology annotation, molecular function: protein binding. The transcript has 6 exons.
AAAUCUACACAAAAAAUAUUUACUCAAAUCCGGAGAUCUGGAGUUCGAAAUUAGAUAAAGGUGCCUGCUAAACUAUUUAUUCCACUCCUGCCGACUUGUAUUCGUUUCAUACAAACAAUUAUGAACUCAACUACUCCACAUGUCGAAGCUCGAGUAAGCCACGAUCAACAUUCCACUCAAACAGUUUCACCGACUCCACCACCGCCGCGGCCACCUCCACCACCUCCACCGCUGCCACUUCGGCGAAAGAAUUACGGCAAACUUUGGGGACCGUACCAUCAUCCUACAACUAGACUGCCCCAGCGCCAGCAGCAUCUAAGACCUCCGCCAGAAAGGUCUCAAGUAGUGCAUCUUCCCAAGGCGCCAGCACUGGCGCCGCUGCAGAAUCGAAUUGGUGCAGGAAGGCCUUCUAAAUAUUUUCUCGAGGAACGACAAAGAGAAGAAUACGUGAAUAUAUGUGUUCCUCUGUACAAUGCUGCACUUAAAGGUGACUGGCAUGUUGCCGAAAGAAUUAUAAAAGCUUGUCCAGAGGUGAUUAAAAUGAGCAUUACGAAGAGGCAAGAAACUGUUCUUCACAUUGUGUCCUCAACAAAACACACUGAAUUUGCCGAGAAUCUGGUGAACAUGAUGGCAGUAGAAGACUUGGGACUUCAGAACAAAGAUGAAGAAACAGCUCUCUGUGUGGCAGUAACUUCAACUAUUAAAAUGGUUGACGUCUUGCUUAAAAGGAAUAAUGGGCUGAUAAAGAUUCGUAAAAAGGGUGACUUACCUUUCUUAUGUGCGGUUUUUUCUGGAGAAAAACACAUGGUGGAACAUAUGUAUAAGAAGACUAAUCUGGAAGGCGAAAGAUGGAAUUACAGUGAUAAACAACGUAUGCUGGAUUCUUGCCUUGCUUUUGGCCACCUUGAUAUCGCAUUAGAUAUAUUUAACAAAAGCAAGAAGAAAGGGAUUCUGACAAUCGAUACUCGGGCACUUAGGUCUCUAGCUUAUAAUCCUACUGCAUUUGAAGGAAAAGUGCGACCUGUUUUUAGGAGGAUCGUAAAUACAUUACACCUUGGAUCAAGAACAAGGCCACUUGAAAGCUCAAAAGCGGCUAGAAUAGUCAGGAUAAUGUGGAGAGAAAUUGUUAAGCAGGAAAACGUUUUGAAAGCACUUUCUGGCAAGUCGGGAACAGAAAAAGUCGAAGGGCUUCACUUUACAGCUGCUAGACUAGGCAACUACAAAUUCCUAAUUGAGCUCCUUAAAUUGUGUCCUGAUCUUACAUGGGACAUAGAUGACAAGAAACACACAAUAUUUCACAUAGCAGUUACACAUCGACAAGAGAAUGUGUACAACUUAUUAUACGAGCUUGGCUCAAAGAAGUUAGGAACAACAGACAACUAUGGGAACAAUAUUCUACAUUUAGCUGCCAUUAAGCCAGCACAAGAUCGACUUAACAUUGUGUCUGGAGCAGCUCUUCAAAUGCAAAGAGAAAUACUAUGGUUUAAGGAAGUACAGAGCAGGGUAAAUUUGGUUGACAGAAGAAAGGUGAACAAGCAAGGAAAGAGCCCCCAAGAAUUAUUCACCGACGAGCACACAAAAUUAAUGGAGAAAGGAGAAACUUGGAUGAGGCAAACAGCAGCACAAUGCAUGGUUGUUGCUGCACUUAUAGCCACAAUUAUGUUUGCGGCAGCUUUUACUUUACCUGGUGGAAAUAAUGACGACAAUGGGCAUCCGAUACUCAUGAAGAAGAGUGCCUUCAAGGUGUUUGUGGUAACUGACGCGAUAUCAUUAUGCACUUCUUGCGCUUCCCUGCUGAUGUUCUUGGCCAUUCUUACCGCACGUUAUGCAGAAAACGACUUCCUGAGGUCUUUACCUGUGAAAUUGAUAGUUGGUCUGGUUACAUUAUUCAUCUCAAUUGCUAACAUGAUGAUUGCUUUCGGUGCCAGCUUCUUCUUGCUCUAUGCUAGAAGUAUGAAAUGGGUUCCUGUUCUGGUAACUGUAUUAGCAGGUUUGCCUGUUAUUUUAUUUGUUGGGCUACAAUAUCGUCUACUUAUUGAUGUGAUAAGCUCAACAUUCAAUUCAAGGCAUUUGUUUAGGCCUAAGAAACGUAUGCUUUACUAGUAAAUUUAAUGUUGGAUUAACUGAAUGAAUUAAUUU